Molecule: messenger RNA, 1886 nt
Organism: Aspergillus nomiae NRRL 13137
Lineage: Eukaryota; Fungi; Ascomycota; Eurotiomycetes; Eurotiales; Aspergillaceae
Product: PWI domain-containing protein
Exons: 6
Biological process (GO): regulation of mRNA splicing, via spliceosome; mRNA processing
Cellular component (GO): spliceosomal complex
Molecular function (GO): RNA binding
Source: RefSeq, a predicted model, not a curated record
GCAUACUGCAUAUCUGCCAAGACAUUCCCUUUGCUCUCACUACUUCUCAUACUGAUAGCUUUACUGUUAUAGCUUCGCAAAUCACUCUUCUUAGGUUGUCAACACCAAGAUACACAUUCAUCAAUAUGCAAGUAGCCGAAAUACUAUCCGACUUGACCUCAUUAAGAGUCUGCGACUACAAUGACGCCCUCGCACUCGUCACUGUUCACGAAAGGAUACCCGCUGAGCUCUCUCCAGCGGAUGGCGGCCUUGCUGCCCCAAGCCAGCAAAGCGAAAAAGCAAAUGAUGAUCUCCAGCGCGCAAAGGAGCUCGUCGACUUACAUUACGAGAUUAAAGCGCGGCAUGCCGAUGGAACCGUUGAUGAGGAGCUGGCGCGUGCGAGAGAGGAUGUGAAUCGUUCUCACGCGUUCUCUUUCCCCAACACCAGUGCAGGUUCGAUAUCAGACCACCAGCUUGCAAGCAUGGCGGCCAGCGUAGAUGCCAAGCUCCUGAGGCAGACCAAGUUCCCUCCCGAAUUCAGUCGGAAGGUGGACAUGACCAAGGUCAAUAUCGAGGUCAUGAAGAAAUGGAUUGCCGGAAAGAUCUCGGAGAUCCUAGGAAAUGAGGAUGAUGUCGUCAUUGAGCUUUGUUUCAAUUUGCUUGAAGGGUCUCGAUUUCCCGAUGUCAAGUCGUUGCAGAUCCAGCUUACGGGUUUCUUGGAUAAGGAUACUGCCAAGUUUUGCAAGGAGCUUUGGUCCCUAUGCCUCAGUGCGCAAGAAAACCCUCAGGGUGUCCCGAAGGAGCUUUUGGAGGCUAAGAAGCUCGAACUCAUACAGGAGAAGAUUGAAGCCGAAAAAGCUGCGGAAGAAGCUCGCCGGCAAAAGGAACAAGAACGGGUCCGAGAACGAGAACUAGAGGAGGUCAGGCGGAGGGAACGUUCUGAGCGGGGAAGAGGUGGAAGGCGUGGUGGUGGCCGCGGAGGAGGUCGAGACUUUGACAGACGUCGCAGCCGUGAUCGCUUCCAGGACCGGCCUUCACGCCGCGAGUUCGACUCCUAUAUUCCCUCUGGUUCGCGCAGGAACCGUCGCCCUUCUAGAUCACCAAGCCGCUCCCGUUCUCCCUCCGCGUCUCGCUCACCACCCCCUCGUCGCGAACGCCAGCCAAGCAGGGACAGAAACAGGCGUCGCCGAUCGCCUGGCAGCUCUGUAUCUCCAGACAGAGACAGGAGGCCGAGGAGACGUAGUCCUGAUUACGGUGAUCGAGCUAGAUCCAUUUCCCGCAGUGAUUCCUCACGCUCACGUACUCCCAGAAGAGACCGACGGAGACGGAGAUCCGUUUCUUCCCACAGUUCAUCCCGUUCCCCUGCUCCCAAGGACCGGCGCAGAAAAGACUCUUAUUCCAGAUCUCGUUCUAGGUCGCGUGAGCCGGGUGAUAGAAGCGCCAGACGGAGAAGAUCUUCGCCUUAUUCUUCAAGAGCUGAUAAGAAAGAAUCCACCGCUGAUUUUGCAAAGGCCCGCAAGAACCGUGACGAUCGCCGCUUGAGUCGCAGCCGCAGCAGAAAUCGCGAUGAUACCCGCAGACGUCGGUACUCGAGGAGUAUCAGUCGCAGCCGUAGCCGCAGCCGAGGACGAGGCCGUUCUCGCAGCACCAGCUCCAGUCCGGGCCGUCAUGAUUCCCGCAGUCGCAGCCGUAGCCACAACAGGGAAAAGAAGAGACGUCGCUCCAUUCAGCGAUAUGCUCCUGCUGCCCGCAGACGGCGUAACACCUCUUCUGUAUCCGUCCGUAGUGAAAAGCGACAGAGAGUGACUGAUCAGGAAGACAACGCCGCAAAGCGGUCGUCGCCACCACCUGAGAAGCGCAACUCGUCAGAUCACGAGAUGAAGGAUCCUGAAGAGGUGGGUCAAUGA